AUGUCGGCCAAGGACUACUACGGAGGUCAGGGUGGUGGCUACCCUCAACAACAACAACAACAGGGUUACGGCCAAGGCUACGGUGGUCAGCCCCAACAGGGUUACUACCCUCCCCCUCCUCAGCAGGCUUACGGUGGCCAGCCCCAGCAAGGCUACUACCCUCAGCCCCAGCCUCAGCCCGUAUACGUUCAGCAGCCACAGAAGAAGGGUGGCGGAGGAGGCGGAACAGCCUGCUGCGCGUGCUGUGCCGGUAUGCUCGCCUGUUGCUGUCUUGAGGAUCUCUGUCUCGACUGCAUGUUCUGA
Messenger RNA from Mycosarcoma maydis (corn smut), 303 nucleotides. RefSeq lists its product as uncharacterized. The transcript is spliced from 3 exons. The coding region runs from base 1 to 303 and encodes 100 amino acids. Lineage: Eukaryota; Fungi; Basidiomycota; Ustilaginomycetes; Ustilaginales. The record is from RefSeq and is a predicted model, not a curated record.